Messenger RNA from Synchytrium microbalum, 2022 nucleotides. RefSeq lists its product as uncharacterized. Gene Ontology annotation, biological process: ribosomal large subunit biogenesis; ribosomal large subunit export from nucleus. NCBI's taxonomy places the organism in Eukaryota, Fungi, Chytridiomycota, Chytridiomycetes, Synchytriales, Synchytriaceae. The coding region runs from base 1 to 2022 and encodes 673 amino acids. The transcript has 10 exons. Gene Ontology annotation, cellular component: nucleolus. The record is from RefSeq and is a predicted model, not a curated record.
AUGGAUGCUGAUUUACGAAAAACUUUGGUCCAAGUCUUGAUCCUACUUCGAAAUCGUGAUCUAAUCCCCUCAACUGCACUACUAUCACUGUGUUUUACACUAUUUCGUGUAAAGGACAAGCAGCUGCGAACACUCUUGCAUUCUCAUAUCGUCAAUGACAUCAAAAGUCAGAAUGUUAAAGGAAAGAACAAUAAACUCAACAAGUACCUGCAGAAUUUCAUGUACACCAUGCUCAAGGAUCCUUCAGAUAUUGCUGCUAAAAAGUCACUAGAAGCUAUGAUUGACUUGUACAAGAAGAAUGUCUGGAAUGACGCUAAAACUGUAAAUAUCAUUGCCGAAGCAUGUCUGUCUACAUCACCCAAGAUUGUGGCUACUGCCGUCAACUUUUUCUUGUCGGUGAACGAAAAGUCGGGUGAAGACUCGGAUGGUGAAGAGGAUCAGGGACCUGAUGUUGGUGCUAUGAAGCACACUCUUCACAUCAACAAGAAGAAACGGUCAAGAAGAACACAGAUUGAUCGUGCUGUUGCCUCAGUCAAAAGAAAAGCAAGAGCAAAGAACCGAGCAGAGAGCUUUAACUUUUCUGCAAUUCAUUUGCUGAAUGACCCUCAAGGCUUUGCUGAAAAGUUGUUUGCUCGCCUGAAAUUAGCUACAAACACCUCAGCUCUCCGUUUCGAGCUCCGUCUUUCCAUCAUGGAUUUAAUCAGUCGUCUAGUCGGAAUCCACAAACUCAUCCUCCUCCCCUUCUACGACUACUUUGUCCCAUAUCUCCGCCCACAACAGCGUGAAGCCACAAAGAUACUCGCAUACGCCGCGCAAGCAUGUCACGACAUCGUGCCUCCCGAAGCUGGCAGUCUGCUCGUAGACGCCAUCGCAAACCAUUUUGUGUGGAAUAAUGUCGCUAGUGAAGUAGUCGUUGCUGGCAUGAAUGCUUUACGAGAAGUCUGCUCAAGGUGUCCUUUAGCUAUGAGUGAGACGUUACUGCACAGUCUAGUAGACGAUUACAAAAAUCAUCGUGAGAAGGGACCUAUGAUGGCAGCACGUUCCUUGAUUGGAUUGUAUCGUGAAAUCAAUCCUGAAAUGCUGAGAAAGAAGGAUCGUGGCAAGUCUGUGUCUUUGACCUUACAAGAGCAGAGGAGGAAGGGCUUUGCUACCUCCAAGAUGGUGUAUGGGCAAGUUAAAGUCUCGUCGGAUGUAGAAGGCAUCGAGUUGCUCGAGGAGAAAGAAGAAGAUAUCGAAGAACAAUCUCUGCUGGAAGAUGGCUUUGAAGGAUGGAUUGAAGAGGACGACCAGUCAUCCGAUGAAGAAGAUGGCAAUGAAUCUGAUGCUGAAGAAGUAGUCGUUGAAGACGAUGGGGAAGAAGAGGGCGAAUGGGAGGAGAUAGAAGACGAUGAUGACAUCGAAGAAGUCGAUGGCGAGGAUAUGGAAGGUGACAUUGACGAAGCCGUCGAUGAUAGCGACGCAGAAGACGAAGAAGUAGAGAGUGAUGCUGCUGAAGAAGAUUCAGCCAUGUUACCUGCUGAUAAGGUUACUGUUACGGAAGAUGGCGUUCCAGUAGCUGCCAAAGUUAUCGCCGGUACCCAGAAGGUCCUGACGGAAGAAGACUUUGCUCUUAUCCGAGCCCGCAAACAAGGUCGUGAUGUAGAGAAAAUUACUGGUGUCAAUCCAAAUCAGAAGAAGAGAAAGAGACUGAUUCAAGAAGAGGAGGAACAAGAAGAUAGUGACGAAGAGGGUAUCACUGAUGUAGUGAAUGAAUCCACCAUUACAUCUGGUAUUAAACGAAAGGACGAUUACGAUGCUCGUAUGGCUAGUAUCCAAGCUGGUCGUGAAGGCAACUCGUAUGGGUCGAAGAGAAACAAGACGGAGAGAUCUAGUCUUACGAACAAGGUCAAGGCAAAGAAGUCUAAGGCAUUUAUGAUGAUGAUUCAUAAACGCGAUGUCAAGAAUAAGGCCAAGAGAUCGUUGAGAGAGAAGAGGCGUGUACUUACAAAUCACGUCAAGCGCCAAAAGAAGGCUAAACGAUAA